AUGGUAGCUCAAUUAUGGGUCGACAAGCACAGGCCAUCCACUCUAGACAAACUAGAUUAUCACAAGGCAUUGUCAGAACAGUUGAAAGCUCUUGCAUCUGCCGGGGACUUACCUCAUUUGCUCGUCUAUGGACCAUCAGGAGCUGGCAAAAAGACGCGCAUCAUGGCGAUUUUACGUGAAGUGUUUGGAACUGCUGUCGAAAAGAUCAAGACAGACGUCAAAGUGUUUACAACUCCAUCGAAUGUGAAGAAGGAGAUACAUAUCGUAUCUAGUAACUAUCAUAUUGAAUUGACUCCAAGUGAUGUUGGAAUAUACGAUCGUGUGAUUAUUCAAGAUCUUCUCAAAGAUAUUGGACAAACGCAACAAGUGGAUCAGAACGCCAAACGUGCAUUCAAAGUGGUAAUCAUCAAUGAAGCAGAUACAUUAUCACGAGAUGCACAAGCUGGAUUGCGACGUACAAUGGAAAAGUACAUGGGCAAUCUACGUAUCAUCAUGUGUUGCAACUCGACAUCCAAAAUUAUUUCACCUAUUCGAUCUCGAUGUCUAUUGGUUCGUGUGCCUGCUCCCAGUGUUGAAGAGAUGAUGACUGGCCUGCAACGAGUAGCACACAAAGAAAGUGUGAAACUACCAGAAGCCUUCGCUCGUAAAUUAGCAGAAGAAGCUGAUGGAAAUAUGAGAAAGGCUGUAUUAAUGCUGGAAGCUGCCAAAGUACAACAAUAUCCAUUCACUGAUGAUCAGAUUGUGACUAAACCUGAUUGGGAAGAGUUUACUGCCAAUGUUGCUCGUGCCAUCUUGAGAGAACAGACGCCUGCCCAGUUACUUGUGGUUCGAAAUUACCUGUAUGAACUGCUGACACAUAUGAUUCCUCCAGACAUUAUCAUUCGCACUUUGGCACUGAAUCUAGUAAAGGAUGUCUCUGAAGAAAUGAAGGGCAACAUUGUUGAAUUGGCAGCUCAAUACGAACAUCAAAUCCGACUUGGAUCCAAACCCAUAAUUCAUCUUGAAGCAUUUGUCGCAAAGUUCAUGUCCCUCUACCGUCGCUGGAUAGUGGAAUUUCAAGGUUGA
This is a messenger RNA of Synchytrium microbalum, 1065 nucleotides long. RefSeq lists its product as uncharacterized. The coding region runs from base 1 to 1065 and encodes 354 amino acids. The transcript has 9 exons. The record is from RefSeq and is a predicted model, not a curated record. Gene Ontology annotation, biological process: DNA repair; DNA-templated DNA replication. Gene Ontology annotation, molecular function: ATP hydrolysis activity; DNA binding; DNA clamp loader activity. Gene Ontology annotation, cellular component: Rad17 RFC-like complex; Elg1 RFC-like complex; Ctf18 RFC-like complex. NCBI's taxonomy places the organism in Eukaryota, Fungi, Chytridiomycota, Chytridiomycetes, Synchytriales, Synchytriaceae.